Molecule: messenger RNA, 1029 nt
Organism: Amblyraja radiata (thorny skate)
Lineage: Eukaryota; Metazoa; Chordata; Chondrichthyes; Rajiformes; Rajidae
Exons: 5
Coding region: 95-970 (291 amino acids)
Source: RefSeq, a predicted model, not a curated record
GGAUUUGUGACGUUGAUUGGACCAGCGCUCCCCUACCCGGAAGGACAAUUGUCGUCUCUUUGGCUGGAGAGACGAACAGAAGCCGAAUUUUGAAAUGAAGGGAAAUGAAGAGGAAGAGUGCAACAAAGAAAAUACAGAAACUGAAUAUUCCUCUUUUAGGGUAUCUGAGUUAUUACUUGCCAUUGAACGGUUAACUACAGGACAAUCAAAGCCUGGUAGUGAACAGAAACAUGUGGGAAGAGUAGCAAAAGCAGAGAAGACUCUGUUACUCAAUUCGGAGAAACAAACUACCAAUCAGAGUCAGCUUGUCAAAGAUGAAAGAUCACUGGGAAACACAACUAUUAGAUCUGGCUCAUCCAAAAGAACUACAUUUAUAAAGUGCCCUCAACGAAGCACUUUUGAAUGCAACAUGAACGCACAUAAAAUGUAUACAAAUCCUCAGGCUACACGAAGAUCAAAGCUGAUAUGUAAUUGGAUCGCAAAACCUAAUAUGGCUCAACGAUUUGAUAAGAUGACUAAACCACAAAAGAAAAUGCCUCUCAUGAAUCCAUUGGAUGAACAUUUACCCAAAUCUCUCACAACGUCUACACAAAAAAAGAAGAAAAAAAGACUCUCUCUUGACAAAACACAGCCAGUGCGAAGCCCUUUUUUGAGUAUCAAAUUAGCUCCAUUUCGUCUACACAUUCAACGGUCAACGUUAGCAGGGGCUCUGCGCCAUGAACCCUUCAUCGAUCUAAAAGAUUUACAGUUGAAGAUGUGCAAAAGAUCUACGAGCAAGCGAGUUCCUAAAGUAGUAACGGAAAUGCAAAAAUGUGUAGCACAACCCAUCCCAAUAGGAAGUCAAGAUAAAGGCGAACUUCCUAUUCCAUUGAUUUGUAAAGAUGUCGACAGUGGGUCCAGAAUACUCGUUGACAAGAUCUCCUACACCGAACUACGGAGUACUUGGCAAAGAACUGCCGUCUUUUUCUGAACACCGUGUAUAUCUACACAUAAAACAAUGUAAAGUAUAUAAAUCUUACCAUAAAUGAC